This is a messenger RNA of Melampsora larici-populina 98AG31, 1653 nucleotides long. RefSeq names its product putative carotenoid ester lipase precursor. Bases 1 to 1653 code for a protein of 550 amino acids. The transcript has 16 exons. The record is from RefSeq and is a predicted model, not a curated record. NCBI's taxonomy places the organism in Eukaryota, Fungi, Basidiomycota, Pucciniomycetes, Pucciniales, Melampsoraceae.
AUGUAUAAAGUUGUCCAAUUCACUUGUUUAAUAGGCCUCGUUGCGUCCCUGCAUGCUUCGAUAAUAUCUCCUCGAGCAUCUGGUCCGGCGGUCACCAUCCAAUCUGGGACAUUCAAAGGAAAUUCAUCAGGUGUGAUUGAUGCAUUUUAUGGAAUCCCAUAUGCUGCCCCACCUCUAGGUCCUCUGCGCUUCAAACCACCAACACCGCUCACUAGGAACUUUCCUGAUUUUGAUGCCACGCGCCAACCUCCGGCUUGCACUCAGCAUGGUAACCCGGCGGGAAAAUUGACCAAAAUGCUACCUAUAAAGGUACCUGAGGUCACAGGUCAAGAGGAUUGUUUGACACUUGAUAUCAUCAGGCCCAGUGGAGUGAAAAAGGGUGACAAGUUACCAGUAUUUUUUUGGAUAUUCGCCGGAGGAUUCACAUUCGGUUUCUCGACUCAGAACAAAGGUGAUAACCUUGUGAAAAAAAGUGUGGAGAUGAAAAAACCAAUGAUCUUUGUUGCCAUCAAUCAUAGGCUCAAUAUGUUCGGUUUUCUGGGCGGAAAAGAAAUCGCGGCUGAGGGAUCAGGUAAUUUGGGAUUGCUGGACCAAAGAAUGGCACUUGAAUGGGUUCAGGCCAACAUCGCAGAGUUUGGGGGAGAUCCAACGCAAGUAACGAUAGGUGGUGCCUCAUCUGGAGGGAUGUCGGUUGUCUACCAAAUGAUGGCAAACGGUGGAAAUCACAAAAACUUGUUCAGGGGCGUGAUCUCCGAGAGUGGAUCUCCUAUUUCUGCUGGCCGCUUGGCCGAUGGAAGCGGACAGUCUGUUUACGAUACGAUUGUCAAAGAUUCAGGAUGCGCUGGUACACCAAACACAUUGGAAUGUUUACGAUCCGCCGACUACACCAAAUUAACCACUGCGAUGGCAAAGAUGCCAGAGUCCGUCCCUGGUUACCCAUUCAUCUUGACAUUUUUUCCACGGAUCGAUGAUAAAUUUCUCACCAGUUCUAUGGAGGAUGCAUUGUCUAGUGGUAAAGUUGCGAAGGUAUCAAUCAUAUCGGGCGCUGAGGAUGAUGAAGGAACAGGUUUUGGAAUCUUGUUAGGAACAAAGCUCAACCUUCCGGACGAUCUUAGCAAUAAGCUCAAGCAUCUUAUGCCAGCCAUGACCGCUCCUCAAUUGGACAAGCUCCUCACGUUAUACCACUCUGAUGACGUUACUCAGGGUUCACCCUUUAAUACGGGAUAUUUCAAUGUUUUAUCACCCUUUUACAAGCAGUUCUCCGCCAUCAUGGGUGAUGUCGUUUUCCAGGCUCCGCGUCGAUUGCUUACGCGCUCCACCCAAGCUGUGAUGCCAAGUUAUGGAUACAUUGAUCGUGGCUCCAAGAGUUUACCUUAUUUAGGUUCUGCACACGCUAGUGAGCUCACGGCCGUUUUCGGACAAAUGCCAGGCCCUCGUACCAACGAUUUUCAAUCUCGCUGGAUCAGUUUUGUCAACGCCCUUGACCCCAAUUCAGCUGGAUUACCACGUUGGGAGCGUUAUGGAUCAGGAGGAGGCCAAGUCUUGGAAUUCAAGGAUCUUGGUUCAUCAGGUACAAUCCCAGAUGAUUUCAGAGCGGAUGGCACCAAUUUCGUGAUUGAAAACAUGAAGGCUUUGAGAAUCAUUGCUCCAUAG